AUGAUUAAUGAGGAUAUAAAUAUUUGUGGAAAUAUUAAUAUGAAGGAUAACGAUAGAGAUAAUGAUAAUAAUGAUAAAUAUAAUGAUAAAUAUAAUAAUAAUAAUAAUGAUAAUAUACUUAUGAAUGAUUCCAAUGGAGAUCGAAGAAUAAUUAAGCUAGCUGAAGAAGAUAUUAAUCGUAUAGCUGCUGGUGAGGUUAUAAUUCGUCCAUGUAAUGCUUUAAAAGAACUAGUAGAAAAUAGUUUAGAUGCAAAUUCGAGUUCUAUAAGUAUACAUUUAAAUAAAGGAGGAUUAAAAUCAUUACAAAUUAUAGAUGAUGGGGAUGGUAUACAUAAAGAGGAUUUAAGAAUAGUAUGUGAAAGAUUUACAACUAGUAAAAUUAGUAAUCAUAAAGAUAUAAGAAAUAUUAAAACUUUUGGUUUUAGAGGUGAAGCUUUAGCAUCUAUUUCUCAUGUAUCCUAUUUAACAAUAACUUCUAAAAAAAGAAAUUCUCCUUUUUGUUAUACGUGUAAUUAUAAAGAUGGGAAACCUACUCAAGAUGAACCUACCGUUUGUUCAGGUAAAAAUGGUACUAUAAUAAGAUUUGAUGAUUUAUUUUAUAAUAUGCCAGCAAGAUUAAAAACUAUGAAUCCUAAUGAUGAAUAUAAUAAAUGUUUAGAAGUAUUACAAAAAUAUGCAAUUCACUAUCCAAACGUUUCUUUUACAUGUAAGAAAUGGUUAAGUAAUACUGUUGAUUUGAAUACUCAAAAGGUUGGUAAGGGCAUAGGAGGUUAUGCAGGUAUAUAUAUCAUAAAGAAGAAAAGAAAGGAACGGUUUGAUGAAAACAAUACUACCGAUGGGAAUUUACCCUGUGAUAAUAAUAUGACAUGUAAUAAUUUACCACAUGAUAAUAAUAUAACAUGUAACAAUUUACCACAUGAUAAUAAUAUAACAUGUAACAAUAUACCACAUGAUAAUAAUAUAACAUGUAAUAAUUUACCACAUGAUAAUAAUAUAACAUGUAAUAAUUUACAACAUGAUAAUAAUAUAACAUGUAAUAAUUUACCACAUGAUAAUAAUAUAACAUGUAAUAAUUUACCGUGUGAUAAUAACCAUACGGAUAAAGAAGCCACCGAUAAUCCAGACGCAUCGUCAUGUAUGUAUAACGAAUUAGAAAAGAAAAUUUUGGAAGAAGAAAAAUAUUUAGAUGAGAAUUAUGAAAAACAUCUAAACAACGUAAGAUGUGUUAUUCAAAAGGUUUAUGGUAGGAAUAUAUCUAAAGAAUUAAGCACAAUAUUUUUAAAAGAAAAAAGUAUUCCUACAUUUUUUAAAUGUUAUGGAUUAAUAAGUAAUCCUACAUAUAAUGGGAAGAAGGGAUGUUAUAUAUUUUUUAUAAAUGACCGUUUAGUAGAAUCUAAUAUAAUAAAAAAAAGUUGUGAAAAUCAAUAUUCAAAUUUUUUGGCUAAAGGGAAUUACCCUUGGAUAUAUUUAUCUUUACGUUUAAAAUACGAUAUAGUAGAUAUUAAUGUUCAUCCUACAAAAAAAGAAGUACAUUUUUUAUAUCAAGAAGAAAUAUCCAUGUUGAUAGGGAAAAAGAUACAGGAGUUUUUAAAAUCUUUUCAUAACAUGAGAACAUUUAAUAUAACUGGAGAGAAACUUUUACAAACAAAACUAGAUAUUAAUUCGAGCAUGCUAGAAAUAAAAAAAGAAGAUAAAGAAUUAUCAAAAUUAAGACAAGGUUUAUUACAUGAUAAUAACAAUGUAAUAAAAAGGCAAAUUGAUACUAAGAGGGUGAGAACAGAUUUCAAGCAAAUAACUUUGACGAAUUAUUUUGUAAAAAAAGAAAAUAUGAUAGAUGAUCAUCUUGAUAAUAACAAAUCUGUUGAUAUGUUAUAUAAUGGUGAUCAUAAUGGUGAUGCUAAACAGAUUGAUUUAUAUGAACAUAAUGAUGAGUACAACAAAACCUAUGAUCAGACAAAUAUAAGGGCAAAUCUUCAUAUGAAUUACAAUAAUAAUAAUAACAAAAUAGAGGAAAAGGAAUAUGAAAUAUUAAAAUUAAAAGGGCCUAAUAGUGUUUUAUACAAUACCCAAAUAGAUAAACAUAUUAGUAACAAAAUAUAUGAUAGAAAAUAUCCAUGUGAAGCAGAUGAAAUAUCUAGUAUAAAGAAAUUAAAAAUGAUUUGUGAAGAAAAAGAAAAAAAAGAAUUAACAGAAUGUUUAAAAAAUUCCAUAUAUGUAGGACCUGUUGAUAAUAUGCAUAGUUUAAUACAAUAUAAAGAAAAAUUAUUAUUAAUAAAAAUGCCGCUUAUAAUAAAAGAAGUUACAUAUCAAUCUAUAUUAAAUAGAUUAGGUAAGAUACCACCUUUUGAAUUUGAUCCACCUAUACCUUUAUAUGAUUUAUUAUUAGUAGCUGUUAAUAAUUCUUAUUCUGGUUUUUAUGAAAAUCCAAAUUAUGCGAAUAAGAAUAUAGAAAAAGUAUGUAAUGAAUUGGAACAAAUAUUUUAUACGUAUAAUGAAAUGUAUUCAGAUUAUUUUUCAAUAAUUAUUGAAGAUGGUUGUAUUGUUACUUUUCCAGCUUGUUGUGGAGAAUAUUUCCCAGGACAAGAAUUUCUACCUUUCUUAUUUUUACGAUUAGCUACACAAAUUGAUUAUUCAAAAGAAAUUAAUUGUAUUAAUGGUAUAUGUUAUUUACUAGCGAAUUUUUAUUCGAAAAUUACCUUAUUGAACGAUAAAGAAUGGACAUACCAAGAUGAUCUUCUUAUGAUUCAAGAAAAAGAAAAAGAAAUACAAAUGUUGUUAAACAAAAGUAAUAAACAUAUUAACAAUUCAAAUCAUCAUAAUCAACAUUAUGAUGAAACAAAUCUUGAUUAUAUUCUAGGAGAUGAAUCGGUAGUAGAUAUUAAUAAACAUUUAUCCGUAUCUAGAAAUAUUAAUCUAGUUUUUGAAAAAUAUUUUUUUCCUAUGAUACAAUUAAAUAAUAUUAUGAAAAUACCUACCACAUUUUCAAAUAAUGGAUAUAUAAUAGAAUUAACUUCACUCAAUCAGCUCUACAAAAUUUUUGAACGUUGCUAA
Messenger RNA from Plasmodium falciparum 3D7, 3051 nucleotides. It is a transcript of the gene MLH, whose product is annotated as DNA mismatch repair protein MLH. Gene Ontology annotation, biological process: mismatch repair. Gene Ontology annotation, molecular function: mismatched DNA binding; ATP-dependent DNA damage sensor activity; ATP hydrolysis activity. Gene Ontology annotation, cellular component: mismatch repair complex; nucleus. The record is from RefSeq and is a predicted model, not a curated record. Lineage: Eukaryota; Apicomplexa; Aconoidasida; Haemosporida; Plasmodiidae.